Molecule: messenger RNA, 296 nt
Organism: Linum tenue
Lineage: Eukaryota; Viridiplantae; Streptophyta; Magnoliopsida; Malpighiales; Linaceae
Source: the annotation of a GenBank genome assembly
UCAUAUCCUCGCCUUCCCGCUCUCCUUCCGGUUAUCUUCCCUCUCAAUCUCGUCCCUGCCACGGACUUCCAGGACGAACGGAGAACGGCGACGACGAGGGAGGCGAACGGCGGAUUUCGACGAACGGCGGCGACGUUGGAGUUGGGCGACGGUCAUCCAGCUCUAACGACGGGUUUGGGGCGCCUGAGUUGGAGAUUAGGGCAUACGUUUUGUGAAGUUGGGGGCGACCGUUUGAGAAAUUGGGGGUAUUUUUGUCUGUUUGGUUAUUUAGGGCGGAAAUUUUAAAAAGUUAGGGC